Microthlaspi erraticum is the source of this 1755-nucleotide messenger RNA. The record is from the annotation of a GenBank genome assembly. NCBI's taxonomy places the organism in Eukaryota, Viridiplantae, Streptophyta, Magnoliopsida, Brassicales, Brassicaceae.
AUGGCUUCUUCUGAAACAAGACUGAACAACGGAGGAGAUAAGAGAAGAGAAAAAGAAGAGGCCAUAGCAAACGGAGUGAAAGCGAGAGCGUUUCAACAAGGUCUCUUGCACAAGUCAAGCCCAUCCUCUACUUACAGUCUCAGAAACCCUUCUUCCUCCUCUGCUCCUUCUCCAGCUUCUCGUCCUCUCCCCAACCUCUCUGCUCAUGAUUACCCUGUUUUCACUCCUAGCUAUGAGGAUGAGCCUGUCUCUGCAUUUCAUCACAAGAAUCUCACUCUAUCUGAGAAUUGGGAUGAAUCUGGUGUUGGUUUAGUAGAUGGAGACCAUGAAGAUCAAGACUUGAUGAGACUUACUUAUCUCUCUGAUUCUUACAAAACCUCAACUUCAAGAAAGACUUUAACGCCUCAUCAAGAUUCUUCUCAUCAUCAUCAUCAUCCGUCUCAUGUUUACACAAUGUCGGACGCUCUCAGGUCUCCACCGUUACCUUUUUAUACUUCCGGUAGAAGCAACUGCGGCUCGGUUGACUUCAGAUCGGUCUCUUCUUGCAAUGAGUACAAACAGAGAGGUUUCGACACCAAGAGCCUGAAGAGCUCUAAUCUUGUUGUGCCCUUGACGGAUUCUCACUCCGCUGUUGUUUCUUCUCAGCCACGGAACCGUGGAGGAAGAGUGAUGUCUUGGUUAUUCCCAAAGUUAAAGAAGAAGCAAAAGAGCAAUUCGAUCUUUAACUCUCCUAACAGAACAGACAAAUCAGAAGAAGUUUCUGAGGUGUUGAAGGAUUCUGGUUCGGGAGUUGAGAAGAUGAAGAGAGAAUUGAUGGAAGCAAACAGAAGUAGGGAUGCUGCGUUAACACAAGUCUCAGAGAUGAAAUCUUCAUUGGGAGAGUUAGGUGAGAAGCUUCAGUACUUGGAAAGUUAUUGUGACAGUUUGAAGAAAGCUUUGAGAGAAGCAACAGAAGUAGUCUCACAGGAAAACAAUAAUAAUAAUGUUGCAAGAAGCUCAGCGAAUAAGAAGCACACGGAGAUGCCAGUGAGUGAAGAAGUGAUGGUUGAAGGGUUCUUGCAGAUUGUGUCGGAAGCAAGAUUGUCGAUAAAGCAGUUCUUGAAAACAUUAGUUACAGAGAUCGAUGAAGAAGACUCUACUCUAAUCAGUAACAUCAACACUCUCCUUCAACCUCACAACUUAACAUUCACCUCAAAGUACUCCAAAAUCAUUCAGUACCACUUGGAAGCGAUCAUAAGCCAAUCUGUGUACCAAGAUUUCGAGAACUGCGUUUUCCAGAAGAACGGCAAGCCGAAACUUCUAGAUCCGGAACAAGACCGACAAGCGAAGUUCUCGUCUUUCGCUUCCUUGAGAAACUUGAGCUGGAACGAGGUGCUGAAAAAAGGUACAAAGUACUACAGCGAAGAGUUCAGUAGAUUCUGCGACGAGAAGAUGAGUUUGAUCAUUACAACGUUGAGUUGGACAAGACCUUGGUCUGAACAGAUGCUGCAAGCAUUCUUUGUGGCUGCAAAGUGUGUAUGGCUGCUUCAUUUGCUUGCCUUCUCGUUCAAUCCAGCGCUAGGGAUCUUGAGGGUUGAGGAGAACAGAGUGUUUGAGUCGAGUUAUAUGGAAGAUAUGGGCGGAGAUAGAGACAGGCAGAGAUCAUCAUCGACACGUGGACCAGCGAGGGUUAAGGUUAUGGUGAUGCCUGGGUUUUAUGUGCAAGAUAGGGUUUUGAGGUGUAAGGUUCUUUGCAGGUACAAGUCAUUAGGCUGA